UUUACUCGCCGUCUCCUCGAAGCCAACGGCGAGAACACCAAACCACCCCAGAAGCCGCCGCGACGAGUUCUCCUUCACUUCCGCGACCGCGACGAGCAACGACGACCACGGCGACGAUGGCCGCUUCCUCCCUCAGCCACCUCCUCCUCCUCCUCGUUGUCGUCGCCGUCGCGUCGGCGUGCCUCGGCGCCGCUGCAGCGCAUCAAGUCGGGUCUGGCGAGGGGUACACGAUCGCCGGUCGCGUCAAGAUCGACGGUGUGAGUGCGAAGGGCUUUGGUCUUCCAGCCAAGACAUCAAACACAAAAGUGAUACUCAAUGGUGGUCAGAGGGUUACAUUUGCUCGGCCAGAUGGCUACUUUUCAUUCCACAAUGUGCCAGCUGGAACUCAUUUGAUUGAGGUCUUCUCAAUUGGCUACUUCUUUUCCCCAGUUCGAAUAGACAUCAGUGCCAGGAAUCCUGGAUAUAUUCAAGCAGCAUUGACUGAAACCAGAAGAGUUCUAAAUGAGCUUGUGCUGGAACCUCUGAAAGAAGAGCAGUACUAUGAGAUAAGGGAACCUUUCUCCAUUAUGUCACUUUUGAAGAGCCCCAUGGGGUUGAUGGUCGGUUUUAUGGUCAUAAUGGUCUUCGUGAUGCCCAAGAUCAUGGAUAACAUAGAUCCUGAGGAGAUGAAACAAGCUCAGGAACAAAUGAGGAACUCCCCUGUAUCGUUAUCUGGCUUGCUAGCCAGAGCGCAGAGCUAGAAGUAGAGCUUGAUCUAGUUUAUGAUGUGAUGAAGAGCAGUACUAAAGUGGUUCACGCUUCGCUCAGAGUAUAUUUUCCGGGGACAAGUUGGAAACUCUUUCCCCUAUUUUUGCUGUAUUUUAUGCUGUAAUUGGUCUGUAUUGUAGAACCUGCUGAAACCCCUAGCGGAACUAGUCGUGCAUUAUUAACAUAUACCUAAGAUUGUGUUCAUUAUGUCAUAUUUGAAUCAGUUGAAUAUUUGAUGCCUUGUUGAGUCA
Phragmites australis (common reed) is the source of this 998-nucleotide messenger RNA. Its product is annotated as ER membrane protein complex subunit 7 homolog. NCBI's taxonomy places the organism in Eukaryota, Viridiplantae, Streptophyta, Magnoliopsida, Poales, Poaceae. Bases 117 to 740 code for a protein of 207 amino acids. Gene Ontology annotation, cellular component: EMC complex. The record is from RefSeq and is a predicted model, not a curated record. Gene Ontology annotation, molecular function: carbohydrate binding. The transcript is spliced from 7 exons.